AUGGACCGUUUUGUGGACACGGGGGUCACAUUUGAUGUGGACAAGGAACCCCGCCUGAUCAACUGCUACCUCGUCCGAGAGUCAGGGAGGAGGGGGGCUGCGAAUGUCGCCACGAGCGCUGAUGUUUUUGUUGACGUGGAAGAUGCACCACUGCUCAAUGGAUAUGACAUCUGUGCCGCGGAUUCAGAGGAGGCGGGUGGAUUCCCGGAGUUGCGUGCAUUCGCGACGCAGUGGGCUGACGGGAGGAUAGAGACGGUUGGCGUGGUCGAUGACAGGGCACCAUUCCCGCAGGUGUUUUUUCUCCCUCCUGGAGUUUCUGGCUCCGGCAGGGAAGGCUGCUGCACCAGAAGCAGGGCCGCUGUGGAUGUGGAAAAGCACCCGCCGCUAUGGGAGGCACCGACGCACGAAGACGGCAGUACUGGUGCUGGGGGAGAACCCGGCGCUGCUAAAGGUGAUGUGGUCGUACAAGAACGCGCUGAAGGUGCUGCUACAGCCGCGGAGAUGUUCCACUCCCUUGACCAUGGUGAUGAUGUCUCGCCGUUAACACAUGCAGGGGAGUAUUCGCAAGGGCACUCCCCAUUGCAGCCGUCGAUGGGUAGUAUGGGUUCACAUUCAAGAUCUACGCCAUUACCGCGGAGGGCCCAAUGGGAGAUGUUCUCGAAACAUUCACCUUGCACACUCACCAGCAGCCUCGGAAGAGGCGGCAACUCGAUUUUGUCACAACGCGGGACGCGGGCAGAGUCGCUCUCGUCGUUGAAAAAUGAGAUUGCAGCUUUCCGUGAGCGCCUGCGUGAUGCGCAGCUCAGUCUGCACGACAGUGUGCAAUCGCAGCACGUAUCCAGUACCGCAACAAAGCACAUUGUAAAGAGGCCUCCACCAACACAUAGAGACCGGGGAACUUCUUUAGCCAGCAUACGGCGGGACGUGGAGUAUUCCCCUGUGAGGGAAUUACGCGACUCAAAUGGCCUGAGUACUGCGGGUUCCUAUCUGCUAAAUGCUGUGCGGGAGGCGAUGCAGCAAGGGACCCUGCUCUCAGCCCCGCGGGAAAGGGGGAACAAUCUGCGAGAGGCCUGGAUGCGUGACGCUACGCUGCCUGCGCAGCUGCAUCGCAUUGCAGAUAUUGAGGGAACGGGCUUCGUACGCCUAUCGCGCCUUCUUGUGCUCCUUCGCCUGCACGACUAUCUAGACUGGACGGAGGACGAGGUGACGCGUAUUUGUGCGUGGCUGUCAGAGCACCCAGAUGACGAGGCUCGCACCAGCAGCAGUGAAGCGCAGGUGCGUGACGACAGGACACCAACUUGCAUCGUCAUCAAUGAGGUAGAUGAUGUAUUUUACCUCAACAGCGGUGCAUUUUUCGCGUUGCUGCGAGCCCUCCUCCUCCUUUAA
Trypanosoma grayi is the source of this 1386-nucleotide messenger RNA. RefSeq lists its product as hypothetical. The transcript has a single exon. NCBI's taxonomy places the organism in Eukaryota, Euglenozoa, Kinetoplastea, Trypanosomatida, Trypanosomatidae. Bases 1 to 1386 code for a protein of 461 amino acids. The record is from RefSeq and is a predicted model, not a curated record.